Molecule: messenger RNA, 559 nt
Organism: Phaedon cochleariae (mustard beetle)
Lineage: Eukaryota; Metazoa; Arthropoda; Insecta; Coleoptera; Chrysomelidae
Source: the annotation of a GenBank genome assembly
AUGAACGGGCAGUACGGCGUGUGGCCCGUCCAGAAAAUGAGCCUGGACAUGAUGGAGCCCCUGGCGGAACACCACGACGUGUUCGAACCGCAAACGCGCGCUCGGUCCAACACGUGGCCUCUGCCGCGGCCUGAAAACUAUGUGGACCCGCCAGAGGAGGCGGGCAACAAGUGUCCCGCACCCGCGGCGGCGGUGCCGGCAAAGAAGAACUCCAGUCGGAGGAACGCGUGGGGCAACCUGAGCUAUGCGGAUCUGAUCACGCAGGCUAUCAAGACAUCGCCGGAUCAGCGGUUGACGCUGUCGCAGAUUUACGAGUGGAUGGUGCAGAAUGUGCCUUACUUCAAAGAUAAAGGGGAUAGUAAUAGCUCUGCUGGAUGGAAGGUAAACAACGAUGAAUGCCUGCCUACGCGAUGCUACGCGUGAUUCCGAGCGAAAUCAUUCGUUGACGCACUUCAUUUAUUUAUACCUACUCUGCGACUGCAUCCUGUAUUCUACCACAUGAACUGAAAAAUCGAGUGAAAAAUAUUCUUCGAAACUACUCUCUCUCUCCGAGUCUCUC